Molecule: messenger RNA, 1130 nt
Organism: Camelus dromedarius (Arabian camel)
Lineage: Eukaryota; Metazoa; Chordata; Mammalia; Artiodactyla; Camelidae
Gene: TBC1D21
Product: TBC1 domain family member 21
Exons: 10
Coding region: 117-1016 (299 amino acids)
Biological process (GO): activation of GTPase activity
Molecular function (GO): GTPase activator activity
Source: RefSeq, a predicted model, not a curated record
AGUUCCUCCUGGGAAUGCAACUCAUCCCCCAAAGGGAAGAUCACCUUCCCCUGCUUAACUAAAGCAUCAUUCAGGGCUCUGGUCGGAGGCUGCUUUGAAGACAGCCAGCGGGGGCCAUGACCACCCUCUCUCCUGAAAAUAGCCUUUCUGCCAGGCAGUCGGCCUCCUUCAUCCUGGUGAAGAGAAAACCACCCAUUGACAAGACAGAAUGGGAUGGCUUCUUUGAUGAGAAUGGUCACUUGGCCAAGUCACGAGACUUCAUUUGUGUUAACAUCCUGGAAAGGGGUCUGCACCCCGUGGUAAGGACAGAAGCGUGGAAGUUCCUCACCGGCUACUACUCAUGGCAGAGUUCCCAGGAUGAGCGGCUCACGGUGGACAGCACAAGGAGGAAGAACUACGAGGCCUUAUGCCAGAUGUACGAGAAGAUCCAGCCCCUUCUGGAAAACCUGCACCGGAACUUCACAGAGACUCGGAAUAACAUCAAGUACCAGCAGGGCUUCCAUGAGAUGGUGAUGCUUUUCCAGCUGAUGGUAGAACAUGACCAUGAGACCUUCUGGCUUUUCCAGUUCUUCCUACAGAAAACGGAGCACAGCUGUGUCAUCAACAUCGGGGUGGGCAAGAACCUCGACAUGCUCAACAACCUGAUCAGCUUCCUGGACCCCGUGUUCGCCGAGCACUUAAAAGGGAAGGGUGCUGGGGCCGUGCAGUCCCUCUUCCCCUGGUUCUGUCUCUGCUUUCAACGUGCCUUCAAGUCCUUCGACGACAUCUGGAGGCUCUGGGAGGUACUGCUGACGGGGAAGCCCUGCAGGAACUUCCAGGUGCUGGUGGCCUACAGCAUGCUGCAGAUGGUGCGGGAGCAGGUGCUGCAGGAGAGCAUGACAGGCGACGACAUCCUCCUGGCCUGCAACAGCCUCAUCGACCUUGACGCCGACGAGCUGAUCUCCGCUGCCUGCAUAGUUUAUGCUGAGCUCAUCCAAAAGGGUGUUCCUCAGCCGUUAAAGGAUUUCCUUCUCUGAGGACACUCACAGCGGACAGACGCCCUCACCGGACAGUAGGAAGGUGCUGCUUCACCGUGAGGUCAGGAUCAAGUCCGAUGGGGCGUUGGGGUGAGGGCGUAGGUAAUACAGCUG